CCAUGUGAGACGCACUCGGCUUUAUGAAUAUCCACAACAUUUAACACUUUUAGCCAGUAUUUAAACGUUCCGUGCUACGGACAAUUACUCGCUACCAAACGUCUAACUCGCGCGACCAACUUAUUUUUAAACUGAUUUUAUAUUUUUUUUUACCACGCGGGAAAACGAUGAUCUCUGCUAGGGGACACCACAAUUCGAGAAUUAUGACCAGCUAAUCCAAAUAUGUGGAUCGUGACAUAUAUAAUGUGAUAUUAGUUGGUACGGGUAAGGGUAAAGAAGUGCAUAAGGUUUAGUAGGUAGUAGAAUUUGUCGGGUUCAUUUCAACAAAGGAUUUAUUUUUAUUGUGAAAGAUGGAGGAAUCUAGUACCAGGAAACCCCCCGACGGGGGAUGGGGUUGGAUGGUGGUGUUCGGAGCUGCUUUAAUUAACAUGGUGAAUCAAUCGCUGUUCGCCAACUAUGGAUUGAUAUUUGGCGAGUACAUCAAAUCCAUAUCCGGCGGGCACGCCACUGGAAUCACGCUGGUGAUGGCGUUAAGUGUUGUAGUGACUAAUUUCGCCGGACUGAUAGUGGGACCCUUAUUAAAAAUUUUAGAUAUUAGGACUUUUACGUUUAUCGGUGUCGGUUGCGUGGGAACCGGUAUGAUAAUUUCUAGUUUCGGUACUGCUAUUUGGCAUAUUGUCAUCGGAUACAGUAUAUUUACAGGUUUUGGUCUGGGUUUAUUGGCGUCAGGAACGUUUUUGGUCAUAAAUGAGUAUUUUACCGAAAAGAAAAGUACAGCCGUGGGUAUUUCAAUGGCAGGAACAGCAAUUGGACAAAUGACCAUGCCCAUUUUUAUUGGAAUGUUAUUAAGAAAGUAUGAAUAUAGCGGUACAACAUUAAUAUUAGGACUUAUGAGUUAUACGGGGGUAAUUGGAGCUAUGUUCUUCAAGCCAAUUUUAUGCUGUAAAAAAUGGGAACCUGAUCACGCUCCUGUCGAAAAUGAGAAAAAGAAGCCUAUUGAAGACGAUAAAGCUAACAACAUUGCAAUUUCUACAACUCCAAAACCCGAAGAAGAAAAGUUAUUAACUCCAAAUGGAGCUAAUAAACCGUUGGGACGAAAAAAAAGCGUAUCCAAAAUGUUACAAAAUCACAUCGAGUCAAAUUACAAAGAUUCUGCAAUAGAGAUGGCAAACAGUCAGUUUCAACUAAAACUAGAGGAAAAGAAGGAUUCGUUCUUCCGAAAAGUAGCCAAAGCUUUAGGGUUAAAUCUAUUAAAAGACCCUGUAUAUGUCCACAUCGUUGUUGGUUUAGGUUUAAUUUAUGUAUCUACCGUCUCCUUCGGUGCUUUUUUUCCCAUUUUUCUUCAAGAUGAAGCAGAUCUGACGAUGUUACAAACCACUACAACGAUGACGUCACUAUCAUCUGCUGAUGUUCUAGGUAGAGUAACAGCAUCUGAGGUCUUCAGGAGGUUGAAACUUGGUAACAGAACGACAUUUAUGAUAGGUGCUACAUUAUUGGCUAUACUGAGAUCAGUUGAAGUUCAAAUGCCAAGUUACCUAUAUUUAGCGAUAGUUGGAUUCAUCGUUGGGUAUUUCCGAGCUAUAGCUGUGAUAAACCAAAAUUUGGUUAUUUCCGAAUAUAUUUCUAAAGACCAACUACCCUCAGCAGUAGGUCUCAAUAUGGUUACUAAAGCCAUAUUGACUUUAACCAUUGGACAAUGUUUAGGUUUAUUGAAGGACUUAUGGAACUACAGAAUAUGCAUACAUGCUUUAAACACAAUCACAUUAGUGGUAAUAGUAAGCUGGUGCAUAGAAAUCUUCAUCAGACGAAUGAGGGCUUCCAAAAAAUCAGAAAAAGCCAACAUCAUCUAAACAAAACCAAUAAACUGGAGUUUGGUUGAAUACCUGUCAAUAAGAUCGAGAUGUGACUCUAAGGGUUGCGUCAUUUUAUUUUUUAUCUCGCUCUGGAGUAAUUAUAAUAACUAUUUUCUAUUUCACUCUGGACAAUCCUGUUCCACCAGAUUGUGGACCAGAUAAUAGGGUAAAACAGAAAAUGGUUGUUAUAAAUACACCCGAAAUGAGAUGAACAAAUAGAAUGGCUGCGCAUAUAGAGUCACACCUAAUCCUAUUGCACAAAAUGCUCUUAUUGGUAUUACACCCCACUCCAGUUCGUUGAGCAAAACCAGUAAACUAAGUACCAACGUCUUAAAAGGAUAUUUUAAGAUUAUUGUGUGAUGCUGUGAUGAAUAGAAAAACAAUUGAAAAUUGACAGCUGCCAU
Psylliodes chrysocephalus is the source of this 2257-nucleotide messenger RNA. Lineage: Eukaryota; Metazoa; Arthropoda; Insecta; Coleoptera; Chrysomelidae. The record is from the annotation of a GenBank genome assembly.